Vicia villosa (hairy vetch) is the source of this 1376-nucleotide messenger RNA. Its product is annotated as polyneuridine-aldehyde esterase-like. Gene Ontology annotation, molecular function: methyl indole-3-acetate esterase activity; methyl salicylate esterase activity; methyl jasmonate esterase activity. The coding region runs from base 57 to 851 and encodes 264 amino acids. Gene Ontology annotation, biological process: salicylic acid metabolic process; jasmonic acid metabolic process. NCBI's taxonomy places the organism in Eukaryota, Viridiplantae, Streptophyta, Magnoliopsida, Fabales, Fabaceae. The transcript has 3 exons. The record is from RefSeq and is a predicted model, not a curated record.
CAGUUUAGCAUCUUCCUAUAUUAAGCAAAGACAUGUCGGAGGGUAGAUAAACCAUAAUGUCUGAAUUCAAUAUGAAUCAAAAACAACAGAAGCAUUUUGUUCUGGUUCAUGGUCUUUGCGUUGGAGCAUGGUGUUGGUACAAACUAAAACCACAAUUAGAAUCUAUUGGUCACAAAGUCACAACACUUGACCUUGCAGCUUGUGGCACCAACACGCAAAAAAUAGAAGAUGUUCAUACUUUUGCAGACUAUUCUAAGCCUUUGUUAGAGUUAUUGGCCUCACUUGAUCCAAAUGAAAAAGUUGUUCUUGUAGGACAUAGCUUUGGUGGAAUGAGUAUAGCUCUUGCAAUGGAAAAAUUCCCAGAAAAAAUUGCUGUUGGGAUUUUCAUAGCAGCUUUUAUUCCUGAUACUCUACAUCAACCAUCAUAUGUACUUCAACAGUAUAUUGAAAGAUACCCAGUGAGUGGAUGGUUAGACACUGAGUUUUCAUUUGAUGAAAGCAAAAUGAAUGUGCUUGUUGGCAUCAACUUCUUGUCCACUAAAUUCUUUCAACUAUGCUCCAGAGAGGAUUUGGAAUUAAUGAAGAUUUUAAGAAGGAGAGGGUCACUUUUUAUCGAAGAUCUAUUGGAGGUAGAGAAUCUUUCCAGAGAGAGAUAUGAAUCGGUUCCAGGGGCUUAUAUUAUUGCCAAUAAGGACUUGGCAAUUCCAGAAGAUUAUCAAAAAUGGAUGAUCCAAAAUGCUGGAAUUGAUGUUGUUAAAGUGAUUAAUGAAGCGGAUCAUAUGGCUAUGCUUUCUAAACCUCAAGAACUUUGUUUGUCUCUCGUUGAGAUUGCUAAUAAACAUGUAAUUUAAGUAAUAGUAUAAUGUAGUAAAUUAAAUAAUGUUGUCCUAAGAGACUCUUAGUUAAUUAUUAAGUAAAAUUGAGAAUAGGGAGACUAGGGCAAGUUGGCAAGUUACAUGACAGCUGAUAUUGCUUAACAAGGAAAAAAAGGAGGUGCUCUAGGCAAAAAAUUGACAAUUGGUCUAGAGAGUCUAUCUUUCUAAAGCCUAUAAAUAGGGGAGUCAAUUUAAGUCUAAAGGGAGUUUCGGUGGAUUCAAGGUAGUAAAGAAAAAGAAUAUGUUCACCUUAAAUCUCAACACGGGAGAAUAAGAAGAGGAAGAUCUAAGGUGGAAGUGUUGCUCGAGGGAUCGCUGCAGAUGUUGUUCAACCUCUUUCUUUUAGAAUUCGAAUGUAAAACUAUGAUGAGUAAGCAUAGCUAAUUCUCUUGUUGGAGUUUGGUGUAGUCAUUAGUAUACUCAUGUAGUAGUAUUAAUUAUGAUCAUGAUAUUUUAUGUAAUUCUACUUAACCUUUAAUAUUGAUGAUUCUUCGUUCUUAA